AUGGGAAGGGAAUUCCUCGCUGACACCUUGGUCGAUGCGCCAACAGAUGGAUACGUGCGCAUCUGGUCGACCGAGGCCAUUUACAAUACCGGCGAUGCGGAGUUCGCCAACAAACCGAAGCAGCUUGCGUCGAUGAGCAACCACUCCGGGACGAUUCAUACUGUUCGCUUUUCGCCUAAUGGCAGAUAUCUCGCGUCCGGGGCGGAUGAUAAGAUUGUUUGUGUUUAUAUGCUUGAUUCGAAUCCUCCUACACACUCGUCCACGUUCGGCACGGAUGAAGCACCCCCCGUUGAGAACUGGCGCACAAUCCGGCGGUUGAUCGGCCAUGAUAAUGAUGUCCAGGAUCUGGGAUGGUCGUUCGAUUCGUCGAUCCUGGUCUCUGUCGGGCUGGACUCGAAAGUGGUGGUGUGGUCUGGACAUACCUUUGAAAAGCUGAAGACAAUAUCGGUCCACCAGAGCCAUGUCAAGGGCAUUACCUUUGACCCGGCCAAUAAGUACUUUGCUACGGCAAGCGACGAUCGAACCGUUCGCGUUUUUCGAUUCACUUCUCCCGCCCCGAACUCGACCGCGCACGACCAAAUGAACAACUUCGUUCUGGAGCAUACCAUCUCUGCUCCGUUCGCCAAUUCGCCCUUGACCGCUUACUUCCGUCGUUGCUCAUGGUCGCCGGACGGUAUGCAUAUUGCGGCUGCGAAUGCCGUGAAUGGUCCUGUCAGUUCCGUUGCCAUUAUCAACCGUGGCUCGUGGGAUGGCGACAUCAACCUCAUCGGACAUGAAGCGCCAGUCGAGGUCUGCGCUUUCUCUCCGCGAUUGUACUCUACCGAACCGAUCAAUAAAUCGCAGCCCAAUAGUGCGGGCCAGCAUCACAUAACCGUGAUUGCCUGCGCUGGCGCAGACAAGUCCCUCAGUAUCUGGAUCACAAGCAACGCGUGGCCCAUCGUGGUGGCCCAGGAGAUGGCGGCCAAGUCUAUCUCGGACCUCGCCUGGAGCCCCGAUGGAUCCUGCAUGUAUGCCACGGCACUAGAUGGCACUAUUGUUGCAGUCCAGUUUGAGGAUGGCGAGCUGGGAUAUGCUACCGAGAUGGAAGAAAACGAGAAGUCACUUACCAAGUUCGGAACGAAUCGAAAAGGUGCUGGCAUUACGGAGACUACCGACGGUUUGCUGCUGGAAGAAAAGAGCAAGGCCGGCGAGAUCAAGGGCGUUGAGGGCCGGAUGGGUGCGUUGAUGGGCGACGGCCACGACGUGACGGAAUCCGCUGCCAACGGAAAGCCUGCUCCGGCGCCCUCAAACGGCGUGACUCCUGCUCGAGGCCCUUCACCAGCCCCCGAGCCUGCGAAAGCGCAGACCAAUGGCACGCCUUCGACUCCUGCUGCCGGCGAAUCCGAGAAGCCUGAUCCUUACCAGGCCAAGCUGGAGAAGCUCAAGCAGCGCCCGACAUACACAAAAGAAGGCAAGAAGCGUAUCGCACCCUUGCUGGUGUCAGGCGCAGGCGGCGGGGAGUCGUCCCUCCCGCAGGCUCGGCUGAUGGCUUCAGUCAGCAACCAGGUGAAGGGGGGCUUGACCGCGCUUCUUCUCGGCAACAAGCGCAAGUUGGCUCAAAUCGAGGGCGAUGAAGAUAAUCAGGUGGAGAAGCGCGUGGCGCAGGCUAGCCAAAACGGCGCGACUCCGAUUAUGGCCAACACCCUUGAUGGGCUUCUUCCUGCUCAGGUGCAGCCCGGCGCGACUGGUCAACAACCAACCCCGGAGUUUAUUCGGCCUGCGGUCACAAAUCCUUGUAUGUCUGUCAGCCAGCUUCGUCUGGCUGUUCCCAAGAUUCGCAGCCAGAUUGUGCGCGCUCUGGACCUCAAUGGGAAACCGACUGAGCCACCUGCUCCUAGCGGAGAGUCGAGCAGCAAGGGCCGCGUGGAUGUGGUGUUUGAAGCUCGCAAUCCCUCGCCGGCUAGUUUGACUGGUCGGGCCGUGGACCGGGAGCCGGUGCGUCUGACAUUGUUCCGUGGCGAGCAGCCGUUAUGGCAGGAUUUCCUUCCGCGUAACGUACUUCUCGUGACAGGGAACCAGGCCAUGUGGGCUGCGGCUUGUGAGGAUGGGUCGCUCUACAUCUGGACGCCAGCAGGUCGUCGGCUCGUGAGCGCGCUGGUCCUGGAAGCGCAGCCCGUGAUUCUGGAGUGCAAUGGUCCAUGGAUCUUGUGUAUCUCAGCCGUGGGUAUGUGCUAUGUCUGGAACGUGAAGCACCUCUCAUCGCCGCACCCGCCGGUCUCUCUCCAGCCUGUGCUGGAUGCUGCCAUCCACACGCUAGGCGCGCACCCUACAGCUGCGCCGGCCGUGACAGACGCACGAAUCAAUUCCGAAGGGAGGGUAGUUGUGUCAUUAUCGAACGGCGAAGGCUACUCCUACUCGCCGUCUAUGUACACCUGGCAGCGCAUCUCCGAGGCCUGGUGGGCCGUCGGCAGCCAGUACUGGAACACGACCGACGCGCCGAUCGGCAACCUACAAGCCCGCGAUGCUCAACAAGAGAACAAGGACGCCAAGGCUGCCGUCUCUGCAGGAAUCAUUCCCUGGCUGGAGCGCAACACCACCAACGAAACGUUGCUCCGUGGCCGCGCAUACUUCCUUCAGCGCCUUAUCAAGGUCCUGUUAUCGCGCGAGGGCUACGAGACUUUUGAGUCGAGCGUUUCUAUUGCCCAUCUCGAGAACCGUCUGGCUGCGGCUCUGUCGUUGGGCGCUAAAGAAGAGUUCCGCUUAUAUUUGUCCAUGUACGCGAAACGUAUCGGCGCUGAGGGUCUCAAGCUGAAGGUUGAGGAGUUGUUGAAGGGCCUCAUCGGUGGUCUGUUCGAGGAUGACGAUGCUAGCGAUCCCGUUGCCAGGUUGCAGGCCAACGAGCGCGAGGGCCGCAACUGGCGCGAGGGUUCUGAGACGCUAUGUGGCUGGCCGCGGGAGACGUUAUUGAAAGAGGUCAUCCUUGCACUGGGUAAACACCGGGAUCUGCAGCGUGUUACUGUCCCCUAUGCCAAGCUCCUGGAUGUGGUCGACAGCACCUCGGAGCAUGGCGAUGCGAUGGACUCCUGA
Penicillium alfredii is the source of this 3066-nucleotide messenger RNA. It is a transcript of the gene hir1, whose product is annotated as putative histone transcription regulator Hir1. The record is from RefSeq and is a predicted model, not a curated record. Gene Ontology annotation, molecular function: protein binding; nucleosome binding. Gene Ontology annotation, cellular component: HIR complex; nucleus. The transcript is spliced from 4 exons. Gene Ontology annotation, biological process: regulation of DNA-templated transcription; DNA-templated transcription; chromatin remodeling. Lineage: Eukaryota; Fungi; Ascomycota; Eurotiomycetes; Eurotiales; Aspergillaceae. Bases 1 to 3066 code for a protein of 1021 amino acids.